UGUAAGUGUAAUACAUUUCCAUUUAAAGGUCAGAACUGAAAUCGUUUCCUCGAUAAAAAAAAUUUAUCCGCAUUGUAGCUCUUUGAAAUUUACUUCAAACUGAUUGAUUUGGUCGGAAUUAUGUAAUUUGUGAUUAAACUAAAAUUAAGAAAAUGUUGCCGUACGUAAAAGAAAAUGAAAAAUAGAAAUUCUCUUGCUGAAAAUCGGUUCUAUUGACGAAAAAUUCACGAAAAGAAUUUCAGUAUAUUUGCUCAGUUGAAAAAGGAUUUUCCGGGGGACACAACAGCAUUUAAUUUUUACACUUUUUUGAGGUUUUGUGUGUUACAAUUAAAAGAUAUCCUUAUGAUCGGAUCAUUUUGGAAUUUGUGUAGAGCGUGCCCAUCAAUGCCUGUAGACAAGCUCCAUUCGGAAUAUCGAAGCACUUAUCGUUGGCAUGAGUACACCGGUGGGUCUAGGCCAGAAGUAAUACGACGACCACCAGCAGCAAAUCAGUUCGCCAGCUCGGCGGAUAAUUUCUUUUCGAAGUCAACGGAAGCUGACGAAAGGCAUGUUGAAGGAACAUGUAAUGAACCCCCUCUUCCGAGAAGAAAAAAGUGUCCUGAGCUAGCCUAUAAGACUCAUGAAUUUAUUAAUUGUGAUCAAUCAGCGUCGACCAAUUAUAGAAAUGAUAAUAAUUCUAUUAAUCGUGCCCGGACUGAGAAUCGAGGAAAUCGUGGAAACCGUCGUAGCAAGUCGGAGGGUCCACAUCGUCAUGUAGAUGCGGCUGUGGAUGAAAAGGGUUCCAAUGGACAGGCGGGUGAGUCUAGCGGAAUUUUCAGAAAAACUUUUUCAAAAUUGAGCACCGAAUAUCGUCUACAAUUUAUUUGGCCACAUACGCGAAACGGUACACAUAAUUCAGAAGAUGGUGUUGAUCUGCCCAGAAAAUCGUUGUCAAUGGGUGUCAUUAAAUCAGCUCGGUCAAAUGCAAUUCCCAUCGUACAUAAAAAGCGCACCACACACGAAAAAGAAGCAACUGUGCAGGAACUGGAACCUCUGUUUGAUGUCGACGGAAAAUCGAACAAGAAAGUGUCGAAUCGAAAAACUAUUCGACCAUUUUCACAAUAUUCGAUGAAUGAGAUUCGACAGAAGCAGGGCAUGACUGACAAGGAGAAUUUCGGAUUUGUCGUUGAUAGCGAAACGACAAAUAAAGUAGAUGAAAAGACGGUGAUGAAUGGACACGAUCCGAAUGCGGCCGCUUGGUACAAGGACGUGAUCGAAUUGAGAAAGAAGGCUGGUGAAUAUAAGCAUCGUGGAUGGGGAGUUGAAAUACAACCCGACAUGUAUAAUAAACAAAAGGAAUUGUGGGAUCAAGUAUCACGAAGAAGUUCGUUGUCAGCAUUGUCGUUAGCCUCAUCAAUUCAUAAUAGACCUAUUUCGAAGGAAGAAAAAGAGAAGGAGAACAAAAAUAAGAGUUCACCAAUCAAACCGAAUGGCAGAGCUGUUCCAGGUCAAGUGCACUUUGUCGAUAAUAGAUUAUGUGACGGUGUUACAAAUCGUUUAUACAAUGUUCGUCAUCAUUUAGAAAGAACCACUGGUCCAGAUGUCGAGGAGGGUGCACUACUUCCGUCACCGACUAGAGAAAAAUUAAUUCCAACUAUACCUAAGUCAAAAGAUGACGAAAGUUAUAAUUCCCAACGUGGCAGUCCAAAGAAAAGUGCUACAUCACGUCACGGCAGUCCGCAGAAAGGAAGCCCACAAAAAAGUAGCAGCAGUCCUAAAAAAGUGUUGAAACAAUCAAAAGGACGUUCUCAAUCUGUUGGUCCAGUUACAACGAAUGCCGAUGGUUCGCCGAAAAGGCAAAUUCGCUCAGGUAGUGCAGUUCCGAAUGCAACGUCAACGUCAUCAUCUAAGCCGUAUAAAAAGACUCCAGUUUCAACACCAACCAUUGUGGAACGGCGUCCACGACCAACCACCCUUCCCACAUCCAACUCCCGUUCUAAAAGUAGUUCGCUGCCGCCAAAUGGUAGAUCCUAUUCUAAUCAUCAAAAUCAAAACCUACCAAAUGACACUCAUAAAUUGUCACCAUUAACCUUAACAAUCCCAAAUCUGAAAAAAUCCUAUAAAUCCAAUAAACAUCAGAGACCAAAAUCGACGAUCAUUAAUGGCUAUAACGAUCCAAUGACCGAAUCAACCAUUAAAUUUGAUCAACCAGAAAAAAUCAAAGGUCAGGAUAACAAAACUGGGGAAAAUGAUGAUGAUGAUACCGACAAAGACGGUGGAUCGAUAUCGAGUGCCAGUCCAUUACCCGCUCAUGAGAUUAUCGAGCACAUCGUUAAGUCGCCACCCGAACCGACACGAGUCAAAUCACCGGAACAAAUACUGAUGAGGUCUCCCGAUCCGGUAAAUUGGACCGUUCCGUUAGAUACCGGUAAAACGUUUACGGUCACUCAAAACGUCCGUGAUGGGGAUCCAAUACUUCGCCCACAAAGUGAAUUGAAGGCAUCGACACCAGUGGAUAAACCACCGGCUGCACCGAUGUCAGCUCCACCAGAACUUGCCGAACCAUUAAAAAAUGAUUCAUAUAACGAUAAAUUGUCAACUGUAACUGCCAUAAACAAGCCGGAUGUCCGAUUUGACAAGCCAGUUCCAGGUUCGACUUUACGUUGCAUAGAUGAUCCUACAUUUGAUCCAGCAAUUAAUUCGCCAUCAGCUUUAGGAAUUUCGAAGGACUAAAUGAUGAACUAUUGAUUAUUGGUAAACCGCAUUCAACAUUAUAAACAUUUAAAUAAAAGUAAAGAUGAAGAUGAAAAAAAAAAUUGAAGAAAUAAUGCAGGAAAAUAAAAUUAGGUUUUGCAAAUAAAAUUUUAUAUAAAUUACGAUUGCUAUUAAACUUAGCCAUUAAUGAAGAGAAAAGUAGAGAAAAAAACAGACAACAAUUUUUUAUGGUAGAUACAAAGAAAACAAAAAGAAAAAAUGAAAAAAAAAAUUAAAUCUGUCGUAAAACUAUUACUAUUAUUAAAAUUAAAGGUUGCCAUAAAAAUCGUUACUUAACGAAAAAAUUCAAUAAAAUGAACAUUUCUUGCCUAUAUUAAAACAAAACAAAUAAGUUUAUUGUCUACAAAACUAGUAGUAAUUCAUAUUCAUAUCUAGAAAGCAUGCAAUUCUGUGCGCGCACCACUUCCUAUACCAAUAUUUGAAACAUUUAUAUGAGAAAAAAAACAAAUCGAGAAUUUUUUUUAUCCAAAAACUACCAUCCACAUUAAAGCCUUCAGUUGUAAAAUAUAUCCAGAUUGGUCGCUGGUUUAAUUUUCCACAUCUUUCUGUAUCGAAAAUCAUAUUUUUCAUCGCUGCAUACAGCGGAAAAUUGACGUCUACCCUUAGCAUAGGUAAAAUUUUGCUACAUAAUUUGGACGAAAUAUUUCCUUAACCAUCUGCCUCUAUCGGUUUCAGUUCCAACAUUUACUCGCUACGAAAAAACUAAUCAUUUUCAUCAAUUUUCUACUGUUGUAAGGGUGGUGAAACUUCAUGCUGUUAGAUGUUAAUGUUAAAAUAUUUGAACGUUAAAUUCUUGAAAAAUGUUUAGAUUGCCUAGUUGGUUCUCCAAAGAAAAUAAGACACCUUUUACAAUAUAAGCAAUAACAUGUAAAUAAUGGUAUCAAUGCCAUUUUGUGCCAAUUGGGUAUAACAAAAAAUGAAGACUCAUUACUUAUACUGGCGAUGUGCUUACAUGGGAAGCGAGCAAAGAACGUUUCAUAUAGCCGAUGCAUUUUUCUCAUUUUUCCUGAAUGACUGAUGGUCACUUUUACUGGUACAUCUGCCAAAACUUUCAGCAGCUACGUAACUAGCCAGAAAUUCUUCUUUUUCUUGGUUUGACGUAAAUUUUGUGAACCGAACCGUAUGCAACUAUAUCGUCACACUACUCAAAGAAACAAAUAUUUGCCUUCGAGUUGAGUACAAAAUGUUCCAUCGAAACUAUUCUGAAAAUAAGAAAGUUUCCCGCGAUCAGCAGACACGUAAAAAAAAUCAUUGUCAAUGGAUUGACGAUUUCAGGUGGUUUCAUUUUAUAUCUAUAGUUUUUAUACUUCUUAAAACUCUGAAUAUGUCGCCGAUUUAGACAAACAUUUACGAGAAUACAAUGAAAUUUGACAGACCACAAAAAGGAUUGACUUUACGGACAAUUUCCAUAAACACAAAGAGGAGUUCUAUUGAGUUUAUCUUUUAUUUUUCAUGUGAUUGUGUGCAACGCAAGCCGUAGGGAAUAGUGUUAACUGUUAGACAAUUCAGUUUAUCAUAGUGAUUGUGAGAAAAAGGGUCAUGGGUUUUUCUUUCCAUUUUCGUUUUUGUAGACUUUAUUUGCAUUAAAGUGCUUUGUGUCGGAGUUCUAUGAGGUAAAUAAUUGGUAAAUCGAAAAA
Molecule: messenger RNA, 4391 nt
Organism: Bradysia coprophila
Lineage: Eukaryota; Metazoa; Arthropoda; Insecta; Diptera; Sciaridae
Biological process (GO): negative regulation of centriole replication
Molecular function (GO): microtubule binding
Source: RefSeq, a predicted model, not a curated record